UGUAGGCUCGACUUGCUUGUGUAGACCAGUGUACCAAGUGCCUGCCGAUGCGGCGGAAUCUGCUUCAACCACUCCCAUUUCUGCCCCUCCGAUGCCGAUUGCUGCUCCCAACAAAAUCCAGAAACCCAUUAAACGACAGAUCAAGACUGCCCCAGAGAACCUUACCAAAGCCUUGAAUUCCAUACCAGAAUUCGGAAGCCAGCAAUUGGAACAUGGAAAUUUGGGCCGACCAUCUCCUUAUUCGGCUCAGGAACAGCGUUUGUGCAGUUCAUAUGAUAUCAUCAAGCAAGAACCAAAUCCCUCGCACAAGACAUCCGAGUGCGCCAGCGAAGAUAAGGCGCCGCAGGGCGGCAGCUGUUGCUCUCGCAAGUCUCAACCCUUACAGACUAUAAUCCCGGAUGUUACAGCUCCUGCAGUCCAACGUUCCUGUUGUAGGAAGUCCGAUUCGGCGGCACAAGAUGUCGAGAAGGAAGACAGCACUCCCAGCGAUUAUCAUCACUUCCAACCUCCAGCCUUCGACAGUGAUAAUGCAAGAUACUCGCCGAACUCUAUUCCCCAGGUUUCGACGUGGCAAGAUUUCCAAGCAGCGAAGCAGAGCCAGUACAUGCAGCCUUUCGCAUUGCCCGUAUCCGAGUCCGGUUAUCUCCCCAUGGCUGGACCUGCCGCAGGUUUUCAUUCUAAACCACUAGACUUUCAGCAUCCGCAUGCGUUCAACAACUAUGAGAUCUUCAACAAUCAGAUUUCUCAGCCGACGUCGGAGAACACGAAGAAUGCUAUUGCAAGUCCAGCAAAUCCUGCUGGCGAAGCUUCUCAUGAUUGUAGCUGUGGCGAUGGUUGUCAAUGUCUGGGUUGCGCGUCUCACCCCUUCAACAACACUACUAGACAGCAUGUCCAACAGAUGGGCCUCCUGGUGGCUUUCAACGAUGAUGAACAGAGCCCCGACAGGCUGAACAGCCAUAGAGGCUCCCCUUUGCAGAGCCAACCCCCGGACUUCUCAUCAUUACAGUAUUCCUUCGCCAACUUCGGUAAUCCUCUGGGUAACAAUUUUCACCCCGUCGCAAUGCACCCAUAUGCCCAACAGAGUGCGGACUCGGGUCACGUAAACAAUGGCUAUUCAUCUCCGCCCGCGGAUUAUCUAGGACAGCAACUGAUGGUGCCGUCAGAGUACUAUACUCUCGAGUACCCAGUGGGGCUACCUAGCGCUUGCUCCGAUACAACUGGAAGCUGCCAGUGCGGAAGUGACUGUACCUGUGUUGGCUGUCUUACCCACAGUGGACACAACGGACUGCCACUUGAGCCCGCCAUGCCCGAGGGCAACUGGGACCACAUGAACCUUCCAGGUUUCUCCAUGGACGCUACAGGUCACAGCACGUCACAGAUGCCCGUGAUGGAUAACUUUGUCGCUCAUUCGAACUCUAUGCUGUAGUACCCCACUUUUUAUUUGCAUUGGGAUGCAAUGCGACUCCGCCAUCUUUUCACCCUUAUGCCCUUCCCUUGCUUUUCCUGCGAUCAAGUUCUCAUUCGGAUGACCGAUGCUUGUUCAUGAUACCCCUUGCUCAUAGAUGUUGGAUGAUAGAGGAUACAAAAGUCUUUUCGUCCUCUCUAUUGUUGUAUAUAUUCCUCAGCCAUUACCUAGGUUUGUCUAAAGUCGCAAACGCACGGACCAAUCUCCUCCCCAAGCUCUACGAGCCCUUACUUCUCUAUUAUUUCCAUUCGUUCUAUACUAAUUGGCAAGUUAUCGCAAGAGGGUCUCCAAUCUAGACCGAAUGCAGUAACCUGGAGAGAACUAAGUCCACGUGUCUUAUAAUGUGGUCGCAUGACAGGCCUAGAUGCUAA
Molecule: messenger RNA, 1836 nt
Organism: Aspergillus vadensis CBS 113365
Lineage: Eukaryota; Fungi; Ascomycota; Eurotiomycetes; Eurotiales; Aspergillaceae
Gene: mac1
Product: putative copper-activated transcription factor GRISEA
Exons: 1
Coding region: 92-1426 (444 amino acids)
Source: RefSeq, a predicted model, not a curated record